AACAAAGCUGGGUUACGUAGUUUCCAAAGCUAGCCUUCAACCUCAUCCAAUUCCCAGAAUUCUGCUUCAAAAUCCAAGAAAACGGUGAAGACAACAUUGAUCCUGGCAGCAGCUGUGGUUCCAGUUGUAGCAACGAUUUCCUUUCUCUAGUUGGUGAUAGAUCUUUAUAAAAGGAGUGAAAUAGAGAUGCUCAGAAUCUACCAGCCCGUCCCUGAAGUGCUUGACGCAUUGCGAAGCUCAAGGCUGAGCGUGGCUGUGGGUCCGAAGAAUGAGGAAUUGCAGAACCUUGCUGCUACUCCAGAUGCUGCGGCAGCCAUCGCCCCUUACAGAAACAACGUUCAAUUCAAAUGGAUCACGCUUGGGAACGAGUUCAUCCCGGGACCAUUAGCAACGUAUGUUGCUCCAGCCAUGAACAACGUUCGCAACGCACUCAUGUCAAUCGGACUAAACGUAGUCAAGGUCACCACUGUCCUCCCCUCAAACCCCCUCUCUGCCUCCUACCUUCCUUCCGCCGGGACCUUGGACAGCAGCAUAACCAGGAUCAUGUCCGACAUUGCCAGCAUUUUGGUCCAAGAUGGUGCACCGCUCAUGCUCAACCUGUACCCUUACUUUCCCUAUUCGUCAGACCCUGAUCACAUCUCCCUAGCCUACGCUCUUUUCAGGGGGACGUCACCACCGGUGGUGGAUGGAGUGUUGAAUUACUUCAACCUCUUCGACGCCAUGGUGGAUAGCUUUAACGCGGCGCUGGAGAAGAUAAAUUACGGUGCCGUGGUGCUGGCAAUAUCGGAGUCAGGAUGGCCAACGACCGGAAAUGCCCCAUUCGCGAGCAUUGGGAACGCACAGACGUGUAAUAAGAAUCUGUUGGAGCAUGUACCCACAAAUGGGACUCCGAGGAGGCCUUCAGUAUUGAUGGACACGUUUUUCUUCGAGAUGUUCAACGAGAACCUGAAGGAAAGUGGGGUGGAGCAGAACUUCGGAUUCUUCUACUCCAACAUGGAGCCUGUGUAUCCCUUCUGGUGAUCAUUCCAUGCAUGCAUGAUUUAAUCAAAUAGAUAUGUAGUUUUGAAUUUGGCAGUAACCAUUUUGUGGCGAAAGAUAUGGAUGAGUUUAUAAUAAUGAAAAGGAAUUUUUUUU
Molecule: messenger RNA, 1134 nt
Organism: Rubroshorea leprosula
Lineage: Eukaryota; Viridiplantae; Streptophyta; Magnoliopsida; Malvales; Dipterocarpaceae
Source: the annotation of a GenBank genome assembly